UGCUUUGCAGUAGCCUUUGAAACGGAAAUUCACAAGUAAAAGUAAUUCCAGGAAGGUCCAACAGAUGGCACAAAACUGUUUCUAUGGUAUUGCUUUACCUAAGCUCAGGACUUGCAUUUUGUCAAGCGCUUAUUUUUCUUCAUUUAGAAGUUAUUUUCUCUUCUUCUGAGGAAGAAAUCUUGCUCUUGUCUUGAAUUCCAGCCUCCAUUCUCCUUUACAUGGAGUCACAAAAUGAAUGAAGUCCUGUGCUUUCUCUGAGUAUAUGGACCAAGGAAAGCUGAGGUGGAGAUACACCACAUUUCCCAGGAUAAGUUCCAGUCAAUACCCUAUUACAUUAAUCAGUGGAACCAGCAGAUGAGAAGGAAAACAAAUUGUUGGGUGAUGAAAUGCUCUAAUUUGAUUGUGGUGAUGGCUGCGCAAUGUAAUUUCAGUGGGAUUCAGUAGAUGGCAUAAAAGAGCUUCCCCCGCCCAUACACACCCCAGCAUUCAAUGUGGUUACCAAUGAAAUAAAUAUUUGAGGAAGUAUUUGAGUUUCCUACAGACCGCCAACGGGACAGAAAGGCAAGUUGUUUUGAGUCUUCAUGAGUGAUGAUUGAGGGAGUACCAGGCCUUCUCCUAUGUCAGAGGAAAUCAGGAUAACAAGGGAUCAUUGGGCACCUCUACAAAAGGGAUCUGUAUCUGUAUCAAGAUGCUCUGAAGAAUAGCAACUACCCUUAGGAAUGUUCGUGUUACAAAAUGACUAAAACUAAUUCUACCACCUUCCAUUUUGCCAUCAUCUUCAUGUUACUACUUGAGAUCAAAAUCCAGUUUUCUGAUGCAAGCGACUUUUUUGUUGACAGGUCAAAAACAGGUCUGCUCCAUGUUCCCAAAGACCUAUCCUUGAAAACAACAAUCUUAAAUAUAUCACAAAACUAUAUAUCUGAGCUUUCAGCUUCUGACAUUCUAUCAUUAUCAAAGCUGAGGAUUUUGAUAAUUUCUCAUAAUAGAAUCCAGUAUCUUGAUAUCAGUGUUUUCAAAUUUAACCAGGAAUUGGAAUACUUGGAUUUGUCCCACAAUAUGUUGGAGAAGAUUUCUUGCCACCAAACUGUGAACCUCAAGCACUUAGACCUCUCAUUUAAUGCAUUUGAUUUCCUGCCCAUAUGCAAAGAGUUUGGCAACAUGUCUCAACUACAAUUUCUGGGUUUGAGUGCCACACAGCUACAGAAAUCUAGUGUGCUGCCUAUCACUCAUUUGCAUAUCAAUAAGGUUUUACUGGUCUUAGGAGACUCUUAUGGGGAAAAAGAAGAUGCUGAGAGUCUUCAAGACCUGAACACAGAGAGUCUACACAUUGUUUUCCCCACGAGAAAAGAAUUCCACUUUAUUUUGGAUGUGUCAAUCAGCACUGCUGUAAGUCUGGAACUAUCGAAUAUCAAAUGUGUGCUACAUAAUAAUGGAUGUUCUUAUUUCCUAAAUGUGCUGUCAAAACUUCAAAAGAAUUCAAGGUUAUCAAAUCUUACUUUAAAUAACAUCGAAACAACUUGGUAUUCUUUCAUUACAAUCCUCCAGUUGGUUUGGCAUACAAGCAUAGAGUAUUUCUCAAUUGCAAAUGUGAAAUUACAAGGUCACCUUGACUUGAGAGAUUUUGAUUAUUCUAACACCUCAAUGAAGACUUUGUCUAUACAUCAAGUUGUUAGUGAUACAUUGCAUCUUCCGCAAAGUUAUAUCUAUAAAAUCUUUUCAAAUAUGAACAUCCAGAAUUUCACAGUGACUGGUACACCCAUGGUGCACAUGGUUUGCCCAUCCCAAAUGAGCCCAUUUCUGCAUUUGGAUUUUUCCAAUAAUCUCUUAACAGACAUGGUUUUUAGCAAUUGUGGAAACUUGGCUAGAUUGGAGACACUUAGUUUACAAAUGAAUCGAUUAAAAAAACUUGCAAAUAUAGUUCAUAUGACCAAGGAGAUGAAGUCUCUACAACAACUGGAUAUUAGCCAGAAUUCUCUAAGUUAUGAUGAAAAUGAAGGAUAUUGCUUUUGGACUAUAAGUUUAUUAAGCUUAAAUAUGUCUUCAAAUAUACUUACAGACUCUGUUUUCAGAUGCUUACCCCCCAGGAUCAAGGUGCUUGAUCUUCACAAUAACAGGAUAAGGAGCAUCCCUACAGAUGUCACUAGUCUGGAUACUUUGCAAGAACUCAAUGUUGCUUCCAAUUCUUUAGCCCACCUUCCCGGAUGUGGGAGCUUUAGCAGCCUUUCUGUACUGACCAUUGACUAUAAUGCAAUUUCCAACCCAUCAGCUCAUUUCUUCCAGAGCUGCCAGAAGAUUAGGUCCAUAAGAGCAGGGAACAAUCCGUUCCGGUGUACAUGUGAGCUGAGAGAAUUUACCCAAAGUAUAGGCCAAGUAGCAAGUGAGGUGGUAGAGGGUUGGCCUGACUCUUACAAGUGUGACUAUCCAGAAAGCUACAGGGGAACCCUACUAAAGGACUUUCACGUGUCUCCAUUAUCCUGCAACACAGCCCUGCUGAUUGUCACCAUUGGGGUCACUGGGCUGGUGUUCGCUGUCAUUGUGACCAUCCUCUGUAUCUACUUUGAUCUUCCCUGGUAUCUCAGGAUGGUGUGUCAGUGGACCCAAACCCGGCACAGGGCUAGGAACAUAAAUUUAGAUAAACUCCAAAGAACUCUCCAGUUCCAUGUCUUUAUUUCAUAUAGUGGACAUGAUUCUGCCUGGGUGAAAAAUGAAUUGGUACCAAACCUAGAAAAAGAAAAUAUACGGAUUUGUCUCCAUGAGAGAAACUUUGUUCCUGGCAAGAGCAUCGUGGAAAAUAUCAUCAACUGCAUUGAGAAAAGUUAUAAGUCCAUCUUUGUUUUGUCUCCCAACUUCGUUCAGAGUGAGUGGUGCCAUUAUGAACUCUACUUUGCCCACCACCAUCUCUUUCAUGAAGGAUCUAAUAACUUAAUCCUGAUCUUGCUGGAACCCAUUCCAAACUACUCCAUUCCUAGCAGCUAUCACAAGCUCAAAAGUCUCAUGGCACAGAGAACUUAUUUGGAAUGGCCCAAAGAGAAGAGCAAACAUGGCCUUUUUUGGGCUAAUUUAAGAGCAUGCAUUCAUAUUAAGUUGAUGAAGCAAGCCAAAGAAAUAGCUCACACAUACAUCUAACAAUAUUCCUCUUUUCACUGUUGUUUUUGGAAGUUCCAACAAUGACUUUAUUUUGCAUCAACAUGAAUCUAAACAUGACUUUGAAUUUAUGAAAUAGAUAAAUAUGUGUACUCUCAGGCCCCAGUUCAUCAUUUAUACAUGGUAAUAAAAAUUAAUGAAAUAAUAUAAUUUUAAAUUAAACAGUUAAUUUCUAACACAUGUGGGAUUCACCUGUUUCUUUGCUAGGAAUGAGUUGAUUGACUUUAUCAUGUAAUUAAAAGAAGCACCUGUUCAAACAAUUUCAGUGAUCUAUAUCAGUGAUAUAAUGUUUGAAAACUCCAUGUCUUUAUACCUGUAGCUGGGUUUGUAUAGCAGAUUUCUAUAGCUGUUGGUGAAUUCCUUCUGUACUCAGCAUUUAUCUCUAUGUGUUGAAGGUUGCUUAUUGCUAAGGUUGGAGACUCUUUGCCCGAAGGGUUUCUUCCUGACAAUGAGAACCCACUUGGCCAUUCAAAAGUGCUGCAGCUUGUCUUUGGAAGCAACCCUCAAGCAAUACCAGAAAGAGAAUUGGUGGAUAAAUAGCCCAACUUUCUUGCCUGUUUGGGGGGAUAAAUCUGGGGGUGUACUUUACAUUCUUCCUGAGUUCCCCAGUACGAUAGAAUUCUGAUUCUCCACAGUAGAAACAACUUGAUAAUGCAUUUACUAUGGGCCUCUUUUCUAUUAUUGUCUCAUAUCCUCAUUCCUCCAAGGGUGUGUCCAGAGAUCACAUCUGAAAUAAAUGAUUUGUAGUUGAA
Molecule: messenger RNA, 3896 nt
Organism: Hipposideros armiger (great roundleaf bat)
Lineage: Eukaryota; Metazoa; Chordata; Mammalia; Chiroptera; Hipposideridae
Product: toll-like receptor 1
Exons: 6
Coding region: 736-3126 (796 amino acids)
Biological process (GO): toll-like receptor signaling pathway; immune response; inflammatory response
Cellular component (GO): Toll-like receptor 1-Toll-like receptor 2 protein complex; plasma membrane
Molecular function (GO): Toll-like receptor 2 binding; transmembrane signaling receptor activity; lipopeptide binding
Source: RefSeq, a predicted model, not a curated record